This is a messenger RNA of Patiria miniata (bat star), 1266 nucleotides long. Its product is annotated as GA-binding protein subunit beta-1-like. Bases 232 to 1251 code for a protein of 339 amino acids. The transcript is spliced from 8 exons. NCBI's taxonomy places the organism in Eukaryota, Metazoa, Echinodermata, Asteroidea, Valvatida, Asterinidae. The record is from RefSeq and is a predicted model, not a curated record. Gene Ontology annotation, molecular function: protein binding.
UCUUCCCAUAUAUAUCUUUGGUGUUUUAUUUCUCCAUGGAGUAAGCACAAAGAAAAGCUUCCGCUUGCCAGCUGCUAUUGAAACAGUUUGUUGUGGUUUUUUUCGUACAAAUUGAAAAGUUUAACAUUUUCGUAAUAAUGCAUAUAUAUAAGUUGUAUUGUUACUGACAGAUUUAUGACAUGAGGCAACACCUUUCGAGUAGAUAGGGGUUGCCGGCCUGUAAUCAUACUCAUGAUGUCACUUGUUGAUCUGGGAAAGAAGUUAUUAGAGGCUUCUCGGCAGGGCCUGCAAGAUGAAGUCAAGAUUCUCAUGGCCAAUGGAGCACCAUUUACAACUGAUUGGCUUGGCACAUCCCCCCUUCACCUUGCUGCACAUGCUGGUCAUGUACCCACUGCUGAAGUCCUUCUUAAAGCUGGAGUUAGUCGUGAUGCCAGGACAAAGGUUGACCGGACACCUCUACACUUGGCUUCCCAAGAAGGUCAUAAAGAAAUUGUUCAGUUACUGAUUGAACAUGGUGCUGAUAUCAAUGCUAAAGACAUGCUUAAAAUGACACCACUGCACUGGGCAGUUGAGCGACUGCAUGCUCCUGUCAUCAAAUUAUUACUGGAAAAUGGCGCAGGUUUGGACAUUGUAAACAAGUUUGAGAAGACACCAUUGGACAUAGCUUCAGAUCACCAUCAUCAAGAGGUCAUCGCCUUAUUACAAUUGGCUCAGGGAGUGACUAGUGAGGUGACUAUAGAGGAAGCGCCGUGUGUAUACAUCACAACAGCAGACUGUGAUUCAUCAAUUACUAGCAGUUCCACUCCAGCAUCUACUGCACUGCAGAACUUUGUCACGGCAGCAGCAAAGGCCAAGUCUAAGGCUAAUUGCAAAGUGGUCACUAAAGUACCCACAACAGCAAGUUCUACAUCAGUGCUAGCAACAUUAGCAGCUUUAGCGGAGGCCUCUUCACCCCUCAACAAACCAUCACCCACCAGCAGUAGGAGCAACUCUCUCUAUGGUACAAGUAGUGAAUCACUUCAGAUGUACACACUAACAGAAGCUGGGAAGUUAGCCAUGCAGUGGAAGAAAUCAAGCAAUGAUGAGAACCAAAAGCAGGUAAAGAGAAAUGAAAGAAUAAAGCCAGUGGCGGCGCUACGGGGGGGCAUGGGGUAUCAUUUGUUAUACAUCAUUCUACGGUUGGAUACAUUACUCAUGAGGCCAAAAAAAAUAGUUUUGCUUCCGAUUACAUGGCAUUUGCAAAUAGGUUAAAUAGGUAGGGAUUUU